AUGUCUCUGCUUGCCCCUGCUGUCCUACCCUGCCCCCUCCCCGCUGCUACACUGACGGCAGCCGAGUCGCGCGAGCUCGAGCAGCGCAUGCAGAAGCAGCAGAUGAAAGUCUUCUUCGGCCGACCCCAAUCUAACCGUGUGUCCGCGCGCGCCCGCCUCCGACCGAACCAGCUCUUCAGCAACCUCGUCGACCACUGCUUCAUGUCGUGCAUCGACGACUUCACGUCCAAGUCGCUGUCGUCGCGCGAGAGCGGCUGCGUCGCCCGCUGCGUCCAGAAGCACAUGGCCCUGUCCCAGCGUCUUAGCGAGCGCUUCCAGGAGCACAACGCCCAGAUGACCCAGCAGCAGCAGCAGCAGGGCGGCGGCGGCCUCCGGUAA
Molecule: messenger RNA, 378 nt
Organism: Durotheca rogersii
Lineage: Eukaryota; Fungi; Ascomycota; Sordariomycetes; Xylariales; Xylariaceae
Product: mitochondrial intermembrane space translocase subunit
Exons: 3
Coding region: 1-378 (125 amino acids)
Source: RefSeq, a predicted model, not a curated record